Messenger RNA from Alternaria burnsii, 2136 nucleotides. RefSeq names its product dna polymerase beta. Gene Ontology annotation, cellular component: nucleus. Gene Ontology annotation, biological process: double-strand break repair via nonhomologous end joining. Gene Ontology annotation, molecular function: DNA binding; DNA-directed DNA polymerase activity. The coding region runs from base 1 to 2136 and encodes 711 amino acids. Lineage: Eukaryota; Fungi; Ascomycota; Dothideomycetes; Pleosporales; Pleosporaceae. The record is from RefSeq and is a predicted model, not a curated record. The transcript has a single exon.
AUGGACGCUCAGGAUCAAUCACACCGGAUAAUGCUCCCAGGAUCACAAUCACCAGCAUCCACAAUAUCCGCACAGGCCCUAGAUCUCAGCGGACUCCCACCAAUCGCUAUAUUUACUGCGCAUUUGAAGGACGAUGAAGUGAGAAAACUCAAGGAAACGUUGCGCCAGUACGACGCACCGCUUAUCACCGAUAUCUCAAGGGCGAAAGUCUUCAUCGGGAAGGUGGGUACUAAGAAAAGAGCUGAGUUUGAAUUAAGGUCUCGAAAGCUGGUAGUUCAGGAAAUCGUUACACCCAAACGGCCAGCAAGUCCCGUGAAGACACAGAAUCACGACAGCAAGAGACGAAGAGUUGGUGAAACAUCAGGUCGGCUACCAGCGGAUGAGCAAGACUCUACUACCGAUGACGAGGCUGGUCACAACACCAACACUGAGGAUGAAGCACCAAAUACAAACAAGCAGCACAUACCGUUACCAUCACCUUCGAAGUCCGACAAUGGUCCACAUUCUGCACCAAUGUUUGAGACUUCGUCAAGUGAAGACGUCAUUUGGGUUGUCAAGUUUGACUGGGUUGAAGCUUGUGUAACUGCAGGUCAUCUACUUCCACUACAGGACAAUCUAGUAUACAAAGGCAAAGUUCUUGAAAGGCCUAAGUCAUUGACUACAAAAUCCAUCAGAGAUAUAUUUGUGGCGCAUACCAAAGCAACGCCAGUGUCCCAGACGCUCUUGGCAACACGACCACAUCCCGUGCAGGACAUCUUGGCCCGCGCAAGAUUGGAUGCGCCUACGGCCUCGAAGAAAAGUACUUAUCAACCUAAGGAACUCAGAAAGUAUGGCUCUAAUCGUUUCGAUGGCAAGACUUUUACUCGUUCUUCCCAAGCUGUUGGUCACUCCCAUGCUUCACAAGCUGCACAUCUUUUGCAGCAAACGACAAGCGAGUAUGAAGGCGAGGACAGUGAUAUGCCUUCACCACCGCAGUGGGUGAAGAAGGGCGUCAAGUACGCCUGUCAGCGCUUUACACCUGGCAACGGACCUAAUGAAGAUUUCCUUGACCAACUCAAGAAGAUUAGAACUGCUCGAACCCUAAUCGAUGACGACAUUGGUGUUCGUGCUUACUCGACCAUCAUUGCAUCCAUCGCCGCAUAUCCCUAUAGACUUAGUCACCCACGAGAGAUUGCACAAUUACCUGGUUGUGAUGAGAAGACUGCUCUCCUCUUUGUAGAGUGGAAGAACACGGGUAAGAUCCAGGCCGUAGAAGAUUUUGAGACCGACGAAUCAAUGAAGAUCCCCCGUUCCUUCUACAAUAUUUGGGGUGUUGGAGCGAAGACCGCACGGCAUUUCUACCACAACAACCACUGGACUGAGCUGGAUGAUAUUAUCGAGUACGGCUGGAACGAUCUGGACAGAGUGCAGCAGAUCGGCGUCAAGUAUUACGACGAAUUUUUGGUGCCGAUUCCACGAUCCGAGGUUGAGCAGAUCGCAGCCGUUGUUCGUAAGCACGCAGUAAAGCUUCGCGACGAACGGAUAACUGUGACGAUUGUAGGCGGAUACAGACGUGGCAAGACAGAGUCUGGCGAUGUGGACAUGAUCGUGUCGCACCCAGACUUGGAUUGUACAGCAGGAUUGGUUCAAGAGAUCGUCGAAUCAUUGGAAGAAGUCGAGUGGAUUACUCAUACCCUCACACUGAGCCUGAAAAACACCAAUCGGGGUCAACUUGCGCUGCCUUUUCGAUCAGCGAGGGGAGCGGGCGUUGGCUUUGAUACGCUUGAUAAAGCACUUGUUGUAUGGCAAGACCCAUCGUGGCCUACCCGUGACCAGGAUAUUCUAGAGAACCCUAAAGCAAAGAACCCCACUAUUCAUCGCCGAGUCGACAUUAUCGUCGCUCCUUGGCGAACAGUAGGUUGCGCACUCAUGGGAUGGAGUGGCGGUACGACAUUCCAGCGUGAUCUCAGGCGAUAUGCGAAAGCAGUCAAAGGCUGGAAGUUUGAUAGUAGCGGUAUUCGGAGUCGAAGUACCGGUGAAGCUAUAAUGCUGGAAGGGCCCAAUGGAGUCCAUGGAACACCAGAAGAUGCAGAGAAAAAGGUCUUUGAAGGUUUGGGUCUGGAAUACAUACCACCCAAGUAUAGAGUAACAUAUUGA